This is a messenger RNA of Drosophila ficusphila, 5929 nucleotides long. RefSeq names its product disco-interacting protein 2 (gene DIP2). Bases 355 to 5646 code for a protein of 1763 amino acids. The record is from RefSeq and is a predicted model, not a curated record. The transcript is spliced from 16 exons. NCBI's taxonomy places the organism in Eukaryota, Metazoa, Arthropoda, Insecta, Diptera, Drosophilidae.
AAUAUUACGGUCAAAUAGUUAUCAAAUUUUCUCUAGAUCAUAAAAUCGAUUUUUACUGCUAUUUUUCUUUGUUUACUUUCUUUGUGCAAAUUCGAAGCAGCAUUGCAUUUCAUUCGUGAAAACGCCUUUUUAUAUUCCCCAAUACGUUUGGGAUGCGGGAGCUACAAAAUCAACCAGUUUGCGUCGGCAAAAUGUGAAAUAAUAUGAAAGACAUAUCGAUCGAUUUUUGACAACGAAGUUGGACAGAAGCGGGGUCUCAGCUCGGUUUGGGUGUGUAUUGUGCCUAACAAAGUUGAAGUCCUAAAACAGUAGCGCAUCAAGCAAAACUAGGAAGUUACUUUAAAUAAGUUCAUCAUGGAGCAAACUUCCUCUUUGCCUGGCUAUGUGCGCGAGAAGCUCGCUGAACUUGAUUUGGAACUCUCAGAAGGUGAUAUUACGCAGAAGGGUUACGAAAAAAAACGGGCGAAACUGCUACAGCCGUUCCUUAAAAAGCAUGAAGUCGACAAGGGAAAAGGCACGGCGCCACCCCCGUACUAUAAUGUUAAGGAUGCCAACAAUAGCAACAGCCACGGAAACAUCAGUAACGACGGCGUCAUAGUCUCCAGUGAAGGCUACAGUUAUGUGACCGAAGUUCCCUCCCUAUCCUCUUCACAGCAAAGACAUUCCAAAAAAAUCGACUUUCAUAAGCCCGGAGGAAAUGCCGGGGCUCCGGGUUACGAAAAUAUGCGACCACAUGGUGGAGCAGUAGGAGAUCCAGGGUAUCAAAACACUCGCGAACCGAGCGGUUUUCAAAAUCAGCAGACCGCCAAUAAUAGUCAACAUCGUCAGCGACGCACACAGCGCAAAGUAACGCACAAUGAAAAACGUUAUCAUUCCGAAGUACGACAGGAGGCUGUUCAGCAGGCCCUAGCUGCCCUUAAAGGUCGACCAAAGCCGAGCCUCCCGAUGCCGUCAAAGCGCACAUCUGUUUUGAACCGAAGCCCUGGAUGUAAUGACGAGCUGGACUCAUCGACAGAUGACGAGUCCAUACCCGAGGAGACCGUUUCUCCUGAUAAGGAGUACAACUAUCCGCGGGAUCAUAUUAGCAAUAGCAUUUUGCCACCCGAACCCAUAAUAAAACCGCCAAUUCGGGAAUCAUCGAUGGGCUCACAGCACCAAUCAAGGCUUGAUUCCAAGCAGAACCAAAUGCCAAAUCAGAAAUAUACAUCUCCAAACUGCGCUCCGGAAAGACGACCACCGCAAAAUUUGCCUUCACUUCCAACAUCGGACACGUCCAGCACGGAUUCGCCCCCUAUUGCAUAUAAGCGAGAGAAUGACUUUUCUGACAAAGCGUAUAAGCAAAAGCAACUUAACGCUCCUGAUAUCACACAAUUUAACAAUGCGCACCGUGCUGCUGACCGAGUUACGCGAUAUGUUAACGUUACUCAGAGCGAUUUAAACGAUACUGAUGCAAAUGGGAAGUGGAAAGUCUCAGCCAAAAUUCAGCAACUGCUUAACACUCUUAAGAGACCAAAACGACGACCGUUGCCAGAGUUUUAUGAAGACAACGACAUUGAGCUGGAAAUUGCUGCCAACACGAAGGAUCCGAACGCACCGAAACCGGAGGGCAGCACAAUGACUCCAGUACAAGGAGAGCAACUGUCUAUACCAGCCGGACUUCCACGAACACUUGAGUGUGCACUUCAAAGAUAUGGCACAAAUUCUUUUAAAAGUUCCAUGGCUACGGUCCUUGAUCCCAAUGGCAAAAUAACCACCACCUUAACGUAUGGUAAACUACUAUCCCGCGCGCAAAAGAUUGCGUAUGCGUUGUCCACGAAAAUAUUUAGCAAGGGACCUGAGCAAGUAACUCUUAAGCCAGGUGAUCGUGUUGCUUUGGUUUAUCCUAAUAAUGACCCUUUAAGUUUUAUUACCGCCUGGUAUGGCUGUAUGUUUCGUGGGCUAGUGCCUCUUCCAAUCGAGUUGCCGCUUUCUAGCUCGGAUACACCCCCUCAGCAAGUGGGAUUUUUGUUAAGCUCUUGUGGCAUAACAGUGGCUCUAACUUCAGAGGCUUGCCUUAAAGGUCUUCCGAAAUCAACCACUACUGGGGAAAUAGCUAAAUUAAAGGGCUGGCCACGUUUACAGUGGUUUGUUACGGAACACUUACCUAAGCCACCUAAGGAAUUCAAUGUGGGAAAUUUACGGAUAGACGAUUCGGCGGCAGCUUACAUAGAAUACACGACAGAUAAGGAAGGCAGUGUUAUGGGUGUCACUGUUACUCGCGCUGCCAUGAUCAACCAUUGCCGCGCUCUGACUAUGGCCUGCCAUUAUACCGAAGGCGAAACAAUAGUGUGCGUCUUGGAUUUCAAGCGUGAAGUUGGAUUAUGGCAUUCGGUUUUGACUUCAGUGCUUAAUGGUAUGCAUGUUAUUUUCAUACCAUAUGCCUUGAUGAAGCUACGACCAUCCAGCUGGAUGCAAUUAAUAACAAAACAUCGGGCUUCGUGCUGUUUGGUCAAGAGUCGUGAUUUACAUUGGGGCUUACUAGCUACCAAAGAUCACAAGGAUAUCUCGCUAUCUUCUCUUCGGAUGUUGUUAGUUGCCGAUGGAGCCAAUCCCUGGUCCCUUUCAUCGUGUGACCAGUUUCUGAGCGUUUUUCAAUCCAAGGGACUGCGGUCAGAUGCGAUUUGUCCGUGUGCAAGUAGCUCUGAAGUGUUUACCGUUUCCCUUCGUCGCCCUGGGCGCGGAUCCUGUGGAUUUAGUCCAUCAGCUACUGGACGUGGUGUACUUUCCAUGGCAGCACUUUCGCACGGAGUAGUGAGGGUGGACAGUGAAGACUCAUUAACGUCACUUACCUUGCAAGACUGUGGUCAAGUCAUGCCAGCAGCACAAAUGGUAGUCGUGCGCUCGGAGGGUGCUCCAGUGCUGUGCAAAACAGACCAAGUGGGCGAGAUUUGCGUUACUAGUGGUUCCACAAGCGCUAGUUAUUUCGGUCUCGAUGGAAUGACGAAUUCUACUUUUAAAGUGCAACCACUUUUGGAAGAACUUGAGCAGCCAAAAGAUGGUAAUGGCACGGUAAAUGUAAUUUCAAAAUCGAUAGGAGAAGACUUUUAUGUAAGGUCAGGUCUUCUGGGCUUUCUUGGCCCUGGAGGCUUGGUCUUUGUAUGUGGAUCCCGUGAUGGCUUGAUGACUGUUACUGGUCGAAAACAUAAUGCGGAUGAUAUAAUUGCUACAGUACUAGCAGUGGAGCCAAUGCGUUUUAUUUACCGAGGGCGCAUAGCUGUUUUUAGCAUUAAAGUUCUUCGCGACGAACGCGUGUGUGUUAUUGCCGAACAACGUCCUGACUGCUCUGAGGAAGAAAGUUUUCAAUGGAUGUCGCGCGUUCUCCAGGCAGUUGAUUCCAUUCAUCAGGUUGGCAUUUAUUGUCUGGCAUUGGUUCCACCAAACCAUUUGCCCAAGACACCACUCGGAGGCAUACAUUUAUGUGAAGCAAGACGAAGAUUUUUAGAGGGAUCCCUUCACCCAGCAAAUGUUUUGAUGUGCCCACAUACAUGCGUCACCAAUUUGCCAAAGCCACGAGAGUUACAUCAAGGUGUGCAAACUGCCGCAAAAUUAAGCUCUUCAUCUGGAUGUGGUAUUACAGACACGGGUGUAGGACCAGCCUCUGUGAUGGUUGGAAAUUUAGUUCAGGGUAAUCGACUGGCUGAAGCCCAUGGACGAGAUGUUGGAUUGGCCGAGGAUUGUGAACGCAAGCCCCAACUUAUAACAGGUGUAUUGCGUUGGCGAGCAAACACUUCUCCAGAUCACAUAAUAUUUACAUUGCUGAAUUCGAAGGGGGCAAUUGCAAAAACUCUAACAUGCUCCGAGUUACAUAAGCGAGCAGAAAAAAUAGCAGCGUUAUUACAAGAACGGGGAAGAGUGGAACCAGGCCAUCAUGUUGCGCUCAUAUUUCCCCCAGGUCUUGAUUUGUUGUGCGCGUUUUAUGGUUGCCUAUAUCUAGGUGCAAUACCAAUUACCAUACGGCCUCCACAUCCACAAAAUUUAAACACCACGUUACCCACUGUUCGCAUGAUUGUUGAUGUUUCAAAGAGUGGUAUUGUACUCUCUAUACAAGCGAUUAUAAAGUUACUAAAAUCCCGAGAGGCGGCAACUUCCAUUGACCCAAAGACAUGGCCACCUAUUUUAGACAUUGAUGACAAUCCGAAACGCAAAUAUACCAGUAUCGCCAAUGUGUCCUUUGACUCUAGCGCCUAUUUGGAUUUCAGCGUGUCAACUUGCGGACGGCUUAGCGGUGUUAACAUAACGCAUCGAUCUCUCUCUAGUCUGUGCGCUAGUUUAAAAUUGGCCUGUGAGCUGUACCCUUCCCGUCAUGUUGCAUUGUGCUUGGACCCGUAUUGCGGCCUUGGAUUUGUAAUGUGGACACUUAUCGGAGUAUAUAGUGGCCACCAUUCGAUACUUAUCGCACCAUAUGAAGUUGAAGCGAAUCCCAGUUUGUGGUUGUCAACUCUCUCUCAACAUCGUGUUCGUGACACCUUUUGUUCAUAUGGUGUCAUAGAAUUAUGCACUAAAGCUCUUAGCAAUUCUAUACCCUCUUUAAGGCAACGUAACAUUGACUUGCGAUGCGUACGAACGUGUGUUGUAGUGGCGGAAGAACGUCCAAGAGUGCAGCUGACUCAACAAUUUUGUAAGCUGUUUCAAGCGCUUGGUCUUAACACUCGUUGUGUCUCCACAUCAUUUGGUUGUCGUGUGAAUCCAGCUAUUUGCGUACAAGGAGCUAGUUCGGCAGAGAGUGCUCAGGUGUACGUAGAUAUGAGAGCACUCCGAAAUAAUCGCGUGGCUUUGGUGGAACGCGGUGCACCAAAUUCGCUGUGUGUCAUUGAAUCAGGAAAACUUCUACCUGGAGUAAAAGUGAUUAUAGCAAAUCCUGAUACCAAAGGUCACUGCGGCGAUUCACAUUUGGGUGAAAUUUGGGUUCAAGCUCCACAUAAUGCUAAUGGAUACUUCACAAUUUAUGGAGACGAGACCGACUACAAUGACCACUUCAACGCGAAAUUGGUGACUGGAGCUACCUCUGAGUUAUACGCACGAACUGGAUACUUGGGAUUCUUACGACGCACCGAAUGUUCUCAGGCAGCUUCAUUACUAGACGAGACCACACCAAGUGUGGCUAGUCGCGACAGUGAUACAGAAUCUUUGAAUUCCAUAAGUCAAUUGCAAUUGAAUUUUUCAAGUGUUUCCCUUAGUGGAAACUCUGAGCAUAGUCUUAUAGGCGGCGCAGGCAAUUCAAUUGACCAAGAACUACACGACGCAGUGUAUGUAGUUGGAGCAGUUGAUGAAGUGAUCUCAUUACGUGGCAUGAACUAUCAUCCAAUUGAUAUCGAAAAUUCAGUGAUGCGAUGCCACAAAAAAAUUGCUGAGUGCGCCGUAUUUACCUGGACUAAUUUGUUGGUUGUAGUUGUCGAACUAGACGGUAAUGAAUCGGAAGCUUUGGAUCUAGUUCCCUUGGUUACAAACACAGUAUUAGAAGACCAUCAACUUAUAGUUGGUGUUGUUGUGGUCGUUGAUCCAGGUGUGGUACCUAUUAAUAGUCGCGGUGAAAAGCAACGGAUGCAUUUACGGGAUGGAUUUCUGGCCGACCAGUUGGAUCCCAUAUACGUAGCGUAUAACAUGUAAUAUAUAUAUAUAUAUAUAUUCUUAUGAAGAAAUCGCCACUAUGUAGUAAGGAAACGUAAGCAACAGUUUCAAACUUAUUCUUAUUUAUAACAAUCGCAAUCUACUAAUGAAUGUCCCAUUUCGGAUCAGACUCCCAAAUAUUUAUACAUUUCCUUUUAGAGUAUUAGCAUAGACGGUAACACACUCUUACAAUAGAUUGACUAUUUAACUUCAUAUGACUCUAUAAGCGAAAAUAAACAUAUAAUAUUUAUGUAUAAGUCUAAAUAAACCACAAUUUACAGCA